AUGGCAGUGGAGGCGGAGCUGCUGGCCUCGCUGCUUCAGGACACGCCGGCUCCCGAGAGUCGUCUACUGAGCGCCUGCCUGCAGUUUCGGGUGUCGCUGGAGGAGGUGGAGCCGCUGGUGUUGCCGCCCUGGGCAUUGGACACUGCCUUCCCCUCCCGGGAGGUGUUCUUCAGCUGCCUGAGCCUGGAGGACUGCUUUCAGCAGUGGCCGCCACAGGCCGAGACCGGAGGCUUCCCAGGCACGGUGCGCAACCGCGGCGGCGGGAUCUUCUUCGGCGAAUUUGGGAAGACCUCCAGCGACGGUCUGCCACUCUUCCAGCAGCGCUCGGUGUGCAGCUUUUCCUGCCGCUGGGCUCAGCUGCUCGAUGGCACCGUGCUGGCGCGACUCAUGAGCUCGGACCUGUCGGGCCUUUGCCUGCACCGGCUGAUGGUGCCAGAGCGCUUCCGGGCGACACAGGCGCUGCUGACAGCUCUGCGGCGGGUCCUUUGGAGCCCACGGUACGCAUGGAUCUUCCCUGCGUGGCAUCAACACCGUAUGGCCCUGGUCUCCUGGCUCGGGAAGGAGCUGGGUUUCGGCGCCUUGUGGGCCGAAAAGGUGGUGCCCUUUUUGCCCAUCGAGCCUUUCUUCCCCGGGCCGUGA
Molecule: messenger RNA, 639 nt
Organism: Effrenium voratum
Lineage: Eukaryota; Dinophyceae; Suessiales; Symbiodiniaceae
Source: the annotation of a GenBank genome assembly